Thalassophryne amazonica is the source of this 2061-nucleotide messenger RNA. RefSeq names its product epithelial membrane protein 3-like. The transcript has 5 exons. The record is from RefSeq and is a predicted model, not a curated record. NCBI's taxonomy places the organism in Eukaryota, Metazoa, Chordata, Actinopteri, Batrachoidiformes, Batrachoididae. Gene Ontology annotation, cellular component: plasma membrane. Bases 123 to 620 code for a protein of 165 amino acids.
UCUUAAGAAGGUAGAGGACAGUAACAAGGCUGCAAGAUCACUGUAUCAUCCAGAACAUCUCAUUAAGGUAUGAAGAAUCCAAAGAUAACUGGACACCAGACUGUUCCUCAGCUCAAGCAGCCAUGGUCUUCCUGCUCAUAUCAAUAACCUUGCUGCAUCUUGUCGCUUUGGCUAUGGUUGUCAUCGCAACCCUGGAGAAGUCAUGGUGGCUGUGGGCAGAUUCAGAAAUCACAGAUCUCUGGUAUAACUGCUUCCAUGACAACACCACAAACACCUGGUUAUGUGCUGCUACAGACGAAAACGACUGGUUGCAGUCGGUCCAGGCCCUCAUGAUCCUCUCUGUGGUCUUCGCCUCCAUUUCCUUCCUGGUGUUUCUGGGUCAGCUGUUCAUCAUGUCCAAAGGAGGACUCUUCUACUUCACGGGCCUCUGCCAGACCUUUGCAGGAUUCACCACCUUUGCCGCAUGCUUGAUCUUUACGUUCCACAAAAAGGAGAUCUUAGAUGACUCCAGAGAUCUCAGCAAAGGGCGCUUUGGAUUCUGCUUCAUUCUUGCAUGGUUGAGUGUCCCUCUCCUCCUCCUAAGUGGCGUUCUGUACGUGCACCUACGAAAGAAGCAAUGAAGUCAUGAAUUACUACCUGAUGAGCUGCACUGGAAUCAGCAGCAGGUUUCAAAGAGCAGGAAGUCAAAUGAAUUAAAUAACUCUUUCAUUUAAGGUUGUUGUAUCUCAAGACAACAUGAAGUGCUGAAUUUUGUGCAGGAUAUGAUGUCAUAGUGGAGGAUUUUCUUUGUGAUGGAUUAGACUGUUUUAUGAAUAGUAACUCAACAGCAAAUGAAAACAUAAAACGUUGUAAGAUACAGUACAAAGCUCUUGUUCAUAUCUUGUAUGAAGUAUGUCAACACUGACUUAAGUAAAUAAUAAUCUUUUAGCCCCUUCUUUAGUUCAUCGACACAAUUUAAUUUAAGUCAAAGAAAAAACAAGUGAAUACGCUUUUUAAUUGAUUUAUUUGUUGAUUGAUUCUGUAUUUACACAUCACACAGGGUGCCCCCCCCCCCCCCCCCAAAAAAAAACAGAGCCCAUAAAAUUUGUAAUAAUUUGCUUGAUAAUUGGAACAAUCGUCUUCCCCAACAUGUCUUGGUCAACCAAGGAAAAGACAUUUUGCCUGGAGGCCUAUUUCACUAACAAAACAUACCAUUUGGAGCAUUAUUUUGAAAGAACAUGACUUUUAUGUGAAUAUCCCUUCAGAAUUCUGCCACAAGCUUCUGGUCAAAGUGAAACUUAUUACGUGACAUCUGACCAAAUACUAUGUGUGCUGUAGCUAUUAUUUUGAAACUGCUAUGUAUUAUUUUCACCCAGUGUUGAUUUCAGAAAGCCCAAAAAUAAAUUAAAUCUUGUGUGGCAAUUUUUUAAGAUGAUAUUCACAUCUUUCUCAACAUAAUUCUUCAUUUCCUUCUUUUUCUUCUUCAUUAUUGAACUUCAACAACAACAAAAACCCUUUUGAAGAUCUGCAUCUUGAAAAUUAAUUUCUUCAAAAUACUACAAUCCCUGUAAUUAUUGUAUUUCCAUUCAAAAUGUUAUUAUUAUUAUUAAUGUAGAAAAAUAAUUUUUCAAAAUCAGCCACCGUAUUUUUUUUUUAAAUCAGCCACCUCAGUUAAAAAAUAACAAGAAAAUAAGUUUCUGCUUGUGUUGACUAUUAUUGUCUGUUUAUCUGAGAUUAUGUGUUGCAAAUAUGAUUCACACUUAAAACUUAAAUUCUUCUUCAUACAUAAAUUAUUGAUCUAAAUCAGCCAAGUAAAAAAAAAAAGAUAGUAAAAUAAUCUAUUGUUUUUGUUGACUAAUAUCAUCUUUUUAUGAUGACCUGCAAUUAUUAACUGUUGCAUAUUUUCAAAAAUAGAUGAAUUCGGGGAAGGGCAAAAGCUUUUUCCACAGUGCUGUAACUUCUUGUUGUGAAUAUAUUCUGUUCUUUACAAAACAACAGGCAGCUCAUGUGCCUUUUUUUUUUUUUUUUUUGGAUUGUGUACAUGUUUACUCAUUAAAAACCACAAUAAAGUGACCACAUUCA